AAAAGUUAGUUUUAUGAUACUUUUAUAUUUCAAAUUUAGGUUAUGUUUACAACUCAUAAGAUUAAAGCAAAAAAGCGAUAAGAUAAUGAUUAUCGUACAUAUUAAAGUCUAAAAAUUAAGAGCAGUUGUAUUCAAAAUGUCUCUUUUAUUCCAAAUAUGUUGCAUUUACAAAAAAAUAUACCACAUCAUGGUGAUGUUUCUUUUCUCAUUGUAUUACAAGAAUAAGAAAGAAACCGUCCCAAGAACAAGCAACAAAAUCCUCGAAGAAAGUGCUUUGUCAUUAGCCCGACAAAUAAAAUCAAAAAAAUUAAAUUCAACAGCCGUCGUAGAAGCUUUUAUUGAGCGAAUCAAAUUAGUUAAUCCGAUAAUAAACGCCAUGGUGGAUCAACGAUUCAACGAAGCUUUAGAUGAAGCUAAAGAAAUCGAUGAAAAAUUAAAACUUAACAUUUACACCCCAAAAGAGCUGGAAGACUUAAUAUAUUUAGGGGUUCCUUUUACAACAAAAGAAUCGGUGCUUUGUAAAGAUUUAAGUGCAACUUUUGGGUUAAUCGCACGGAAAGGAAUUAAGGCGGAUAAAGACGCUGACGUAAUUGCUUUAAUGAAAUCAUCGGGAGCUAUUCUUUUGGGGGUUUGCAACGUUCCUGAAAUUAAUAUGUGGAUGGAAACUUACAACAAAGUUUAUGGGCGCACAAAAAAUCCUUAUGAUACAACAAGAAAUGUUGGGGGCUCAACCGGAGGUGAUGCAGCUUUAUUAGCGGCUUUGGGCACCCCAAUCUCCAUCGGAACCGAUUUGGCCGGCUCAAUAAGGGCCCCCGCUUUCCGAUGUGGAAUUUUUGGUCAUAAACCAUCAAACGAUGUAAUCAGUACUAAAGGAUUAACAUUUCGAAGUGGAAAUGAAGGCCCUACUUUAGUCACAUCGGGUCCGAUGGCGAAAAAAUCCGAGGAUUUACUCCCAAUGUUAAAAAUAAUCACUAAAAACGAUUUUAGGUUAAAAUUAAAUCAAGAAAUAGACGUCACAAAAAUAAAAAUUUUUUAUUCGACCUCGAUUGAGUGUUUUAAAAAUGGUCCAAUUGGAAACGAUUGUUUAAAAGCGGUGGAGAAGGCUGCGAAGUAUUUUGAUGGGUACUCGGUUAAAAAGCCUGAGAAGAUUCGAUUUAAUGGGCUUAAUAAUGGCCCGGAUUUGUGGUUUUACUCAAAAGUGAAAGAAAAUUGGAGAUACGAAGAAGAAAUUAAAAAUAACCUAGAAAAAACUAAUUUUAAAAGGGAAUUUAAAAAAUAUUUAGUGGGUAAAUGCGAUCAUUCUUUAUAUACUUUGUACGUUUUGUUAAGAUUAGCUACUUAUAAACCGUAUAAUGAGGAGAUAAUGGAAAAAUUAAUUCAAGAUGCGAGGGAAGAAAUAAUCGAACUCCUCGGAGAUGAUGGCGUGUUAAUCCUUCCAUCAGAACCGUAUCCCGCGAAAUAUCAUAACACCAUGAUUUUAGAGCCUUUGUUCCGAUUGGGCUUAAUAACGAAGGGAUUCCUGUUGGGGUUCAAAUCGUUGGUGGACGCUUUAAUGAUCGGCUGUGUAUUGCUGUGGCUUGUGAGUUAGAGAAGGGUUUAGGUGGGUAUGUUCAACCUCUGAAUUUUUAAGUCAUUUUAUAUUUAAUAAAGGAAAAAAUUUAAGAUUUUUGUAAUAAACUAUUUUAAAUUUGUUGGAAUUAAAUUGACGUCUGAUAAUUUGCGUUAUUCCCGAAAGAUGGUGAGAAAUUUGAAUUAAAAUUUUUAUAUUUAAUAAUAUUUGUUAUUUGUUGAUAACGAUGAAUAAUUAAGAUAAUACAUUUUUAGGGUUACUUUGAAUGUUUGAAAAAAUUAAAUGAUUGUGAAUAUUUUUUUGGGGCUAGUUUAGGUUGUGUUGUAUUUAAGAGAUGGCGCGAUAAAUUUAAUUUUAAUAAAUAAAUUUAAUAAUA
Onthophagus taurus is the source of this 1946-nucleotide messenger RNA. The record is from RefSeq and is a predicted model, not a curated record. Lineage: Eukaryota; Metazoa; Arthropoda; Insecta; Coleoptera; Scarabaeidae.